Solanum verrucosum is the source of this 1563-nucleotide messenger RNA. RefSeq names its product protein RETICULATA-RELATED 4, chloroplastic-like. NCBI's taxonomy places the organism in Eukaryota, Viridiplantae, Streptophyta, Magnoliopsida, Solanales, Solanaceae. The record is from RefSeq and is a predicted model, not a curated record. The transcript has 9 exons. Bases 20 to 1255 code for a protein of 411 amino acids.
GAAGAAGGAGCAAGCAAAUAUGCCAAUCGCCGCCGCCGUCAACUUCCACCCGGUGACGACACGAUAUGGCGGCGCACUCGCCUUACAACCAUCUCCUUCCUUACGUACCUCCGUAUCUGUUUGUAAUAACGCCGUCAAUACUAACGCGGCGCGUGUUGCUUCCCUCUCGCUUUCCAUGAAUUCCAGCCCUAAUUUCACCUCAGGCCGUCGCACAUUUCUAAUGUUAUCCUUCGCUGCUGUUGGAGGUGGCGGUGGAGAUAGUGAUGAUAAUUUUAACGGUGGAAAUGGAGGCGGUAACGGUGGAGGUGGUGGUGGUGGUGGUGAUGGUGGAAAUGAGGAGAGUGGCGAUCAGAAAAGGAAUAAAAAGGAGGCUUUGAUGGCGUUGACGGAGGCAGGUAGGUCGUUGGAUAGUUUGCCGAAGGAUUUGAAGGCGGCUAUUGAGGAUGGGAGAAUACCUGGAUCCAUAGUAUUGAGGUAUUUUGAGCUAGAGAAAUCUCCAUUAAUGGCAUGGUUGCUUCAAUUUGGAGGGUUUAAGGAGCGGCUAUUGGCAGAUGAUCUCUUCCUCGCUAAGGUUGGGAUGGAGUGCGGCGUCGGUAUUUUCACAAAGACUGCUGCUGAGUAUGAGCGCCGCAGGGAAAACUUUUUUAAUGAGCUGGAAAUUGUUGUCGCCGACGUGGUGAUGGCCGUAAUAGCAGAUUUCAUGCUUGUCUAUCUUCCUGCUCCAACUGUUUCUCUCCGACCGCGAAUGGCUGCUGUUAAUGCUGGACGAAUUGCCAAGUUCUUUUACAACUGCCCAGAUAAUGCCUUUCAGAUGGCCCUGCCUGGAACAUCAUACUCAGUGUUGCAAAGAAUAGGUGCAAUAGCGCGCAAUGGGUCUAAACUUUUUGCUGUUGGAACUGCCUCUUCCCUGGUUGGCACAUUGGUGACAAAUGCAGUACUAAAUGCUAAGAAGGCUGUUAAUAAGUCUGCUGCUGAAGAAGUGGAGAAUUUGCCUGUUGUAUCAACCAGUGUAGCUUAUGGUGUUUAUAUGGCAGUUUCCAGCAACCUUCGAUAUCAAGUUGUAGCUGGUGUAAUUGAACAACGGAUUUUGGAGCCCAUGCUACACAAACACAAGUUGAUGUUGAGUGCAAUGUGCUUUGCUGUGCGAACAGGCAACACAUUCUUGGGUUCACUAUUGUGGGUUGAUUAUGCCCGUUUAAUCGGAAUUCAAAAGGCUCACGACGAAGCUCCUAGCGAAAAGGCUCAUGAGGCAUAGGUGCAUUCGCUUGGUUUUGAAUUUCAGAAAGUCGAUGUCUGAUUGCUAGACCAUUUGAACAUUACAUGGAGAUAGGUUAGUGGGAAAUAAUUUGCUUUAGCAGAGGUUAUAGACCUAGCAUCUUCUUAGGCCUCUCAAGUAUUUAUAUGUGUGUUGGUAAUUUGAAGAUCCUAUUCUUUUUUGGGCUGAGAUGCUUGUUGCCAAGUUUUUUCUUUACACUCUGUCAUUUUUGGUAAACUUUUAUAAGUACCAAUUAUGGGAUUACGAAGAUAUUUGUAAAUCGAAUGCAUCUUUUUUCGCGCUUGGAA